ACAUCGACAAUCCUGUUGUGUGUGUCCGUUGCCAAAGUGAAUGAGGAUGUGGGCUAGCUAAUUGCUGGAGUUCAGGUGAAAGGAGUUUGUGUUCAGGGACUGACACACAACUAAAGAACCAUCACAGUUAGCUUAAGAAUUUAUUGAAGCAAGUACAUGUCACUUUUCGGAAAAACAUAACGACGAUGACCCAACCGCGGCCAAACGAGUUCAUUCCUCCACCGGAGUGUCCUGUCUUUGAGCCCAGUUGGGAGGAAUUUGCCGACCCAUUUGCGUUUAUCAACAAAAUACGACCAAUAGCUGAAAAAACUGGUAUCUGCAAAGUCCGACCGCCACAGGGCUGGCAGCCUCCAUUUGCCUGUGAUGUUGACCGUCUGCACUUCACUCCUCGAAUCCAGAGGCUCAACGAGCUGGAGGCUCAGACCAGGGUGAAGCUCAACUUCCUGGAUCAGAUCGCUAAGUUCUGGGAGCUGCAGGGAUGCACACUGAAGAUCCCCCACGUGGAGCGCAAGAUCCUGGACCUGUUCCAGCUCUACACGCUGGUGAAAGAUGAAGGCGGUUUCGAUAUGGUGUGCAGAGAGCGGAGGUGGACUAAGAUUUCUCUGAAGAUGGGCUUUGCUCCAGGCAAGGCCGUGGGCUCCCACCUGCGGGCUCAUUACGAGAGGAUCCUCUACCCCUACCACCUGUUCCAGAACGGAGCCAACCGCCCCGAUUCCCAGAAGCCCACUCUGACCAAUGACACCAAAGAUAAGGAGUACAAACCCCACGACCUGCCCCAGAGGCAGUCCAUGCCCCCAGCAGAGACCUGCGCCAUCGCCCGCAGGGCCCAACGCAUGAGGACCGAGGGGGGUUACGUGAAGUCUGAGCCAGAUGAGUGUGAGAACCGACCUAACCUAAGGAGGAGGAUGGGUUCUUGCGUGGCCAAAUCAGAACCAGUGAAAGUGAUCCCAGUGCAGGUGAAACAGGAGCCGGUAGAGCUGAGUGCGUCUCCUGGUGAUGGAGAAAAGUCAAAGGUGGAGCAGUAUAUAUGUUUGGUGUGUGAAGGUGGGGGAGAGGAGGAUCGGCUGUUGCUAUGCGACGGUUGUGAUGACAGCUACCACACCUUCUGUUUGAUCCCGCCCCUCCCAGACGUCCCCAAAGGAGACUGGAGGUGCCCAAACUGUCUGGCCCAGGAGUGUGGAAAGCUGCAGGUGGCGUUUGGCUUUGAGCAGGCGUCUAGAAACUACACCCUCCGAAGCUUUGGAGACAUGGCCGACUCCUUCAAGUCUGACUACUUCAACAUGCCAGUACAUAUGGUGCCCACUGAGCUGGUAGAGAAGGAGUUCUGGCGUCUGGUGAGCACCAUAGAAGAAGACGUGACCGUGGAGUACGGAGCUGACAUCGCCUCUAAAGACUUUGGCAGCGGCUUCCCCAUCAGCAGCAGCGGCUCUUUUAAAGCGGUCUCCGACAAGGAGCCCUACCUGAACAGCGGAUGGAACCUGAACAACAUGCCGGUGUUGGAUGCGUCGGUGCUGACCCACGUGACCGCAGACAUCUGUGGCAUGAAGCUGCCCUGGCUCUACGUGGGCAUGUGCUUCUCAUCCUUCUGCUGGCACAUAGAGGACCACUGGAGCUACUCCAUCAACUACCUGCACUGGGGGGAGCCUAAGACGUGGUAUGGGGCUCCAGGCUAUGCAGCUGAGCAGUUGGAGGGCGUGAUGAGGAAGCUGGCCCCCGAACUCUUUGAGUCGCAGCCAGACCUGCUGCACCAGCUGGUCACCAUCAUGAACCCCAACACACUGAUGAGUCACGGAGUACCGAUCUAUCGGACCAAUCAGUGUGCAGGAGAGUUCGUCAUCACCUUCCCCAGAGCCUAUCACAGCGGCUUCAAUCAGGGCUUCAACUUCGCUGAGGCGGUCAACUUCUGCACUGUGGACUGGAUGCCACAGGGCCGUAAGUGUGUGGAGCAUUACCGCUCUCUGAACCGCUACUGUGUGUUCUCGCACGACGAGCUGGUGUGUAACAUGGGGGCCAAGGCCGAGGAGCUGGAGCUGGAGCUGGCCUCCGCCGUGCAGAAGGACCUCCACGCAAUGAUCCAGGAGGAGAAGGGCCUCAGGGAGAGGGUCUACAAGAUGGGCGUGUGGCAGUCUGAGCAGGUGGACUAUGACGUGCUGCCUGAUGAGGAGCGCCAGUGUGCCCAGUGCAGGACCACCUGCUUCCUGUCCGCCCUCACCUGUCCCUGCAGCCCCGCCCUGCGCGUCUGUCUGCAUCACAUCCACCACCUGUGCUCCUGCUCACCCACAGCAUACACACUGCAUUAUAAGUACACUCUGUCGGAGCUGAAUCCCAUGCUGCAGGCGGUCACUCUGAGGGCAUCAUCGUACGACGUGUGGACGGCUCGGGUGAAGGACAUGCUGGAGGCCAGAGGAGACCAGAGGACCGAUCUGGAUGAGUUCCGCAGCAAGAUGGCAGAGUCGGAGCGGAAGAUGUUUCCGGAAAGUGAGCUGUUACAGCGCCUCCGUGUGGCCAUUCAGGAGGCUGAGAAGAGCGCCAACGCAGCCCAGCAGCUGCUCAACGGCAAGAGACAGACCAGGUAUCGCUCAGGAGGAGGGAAAUGUCAGAACCAGGUGACUGUGGAGGAGCUGAGGGCGUUUGUGACCCAACUCUACACCCUGCCCUGCCACAUCAGACAGGCUCCACUGUUGAAGGACAUGCUGUCUCGAGUGGAGGACUUCCAGCGGCGGUGCGGUUGCGUGCUGGAGGCGAAGCUUGAGCAGGCGGGGGGCGUGGCCUCCAUGCAGGCCCUGCUGGAUGAGGGGGCGGGGUUUGACGUGGAGCUGGGGGAGCUGUGUGUGCUGCGUGAGCGCGUGGAGCAGGCACGCUGGGUGGUGGCCGUGCAGGAGGCCUGCGCACACACACACGCGCUCACACACACACACACACUCACGCUGGACUGCAUGCGCAGGCUCAUAGACCAGGGCGUGGGUCUGGCUGCUCAUGCGUGUGUGGAGAGGAACAUGGCGCGCCUACAGGAGCUGCUCACGGUGUGUGAACAUCAGGAGGAGAGGGCCCAGCUGCUGCUCAAGGCCAGGCCCCGUCACAGCCUGGCCUCUCUGGAGUCAGCGGUUCUGGAGGCGGAGAGUGUUCCAGCCUUCCUGCCCAACUGUCUGCAGCUCACAGACGCCAUCAGCAAGGCCAAGGAGUGGCUCCAGGAGGCCGACGCCCUGCAGUUGGGUGGGCGCGUGCCUGUGCUGGUGUCUCUGUGUGACCUGGUGGCGCGGGCGCGGGCGGUGCCCGUAGCCCUGGAGGCCGUGGGCCGUCUGGAGGGGCUGGUGACGGAGGUGCAGGCCUGGAGAGAGAGCGCCGCAAGAACCUUCCUGCUCAGCGCCACACACUACUCACUGCUGGAGGUAUUGUGCCCUCUGUGUGAGUCCGGUGGGGUCUCCCAGAGGUCAAAGGUGAAGCGUGUGAAGGAGGCGUCGCCCCCUCUCAGGCGAAACUCCAGACUAGACUCCCUCAGUGACGUGGAGAGAUCACUGUCAGAGAGCAGAGACACUGCCUCAGCUAUGGCGACGCUGGGUGAAGUGCGUGUGAAGGAGCUGGAGAUGGUGUUAGCACUGCGCAGCGCUAACGAUGCUAAGCUGCAGCCAGGCGUGGACCCCGUGUCUCUGCGUGUGUGUGUGUGCCAGUGCGCCCCCUCUGGUGGCAUGCUGCAGUGCGAGCUGUGCCACGACCUCUACCACCCCGGCUGCAUGCCCACGCCUCAGGAGCCCUCGGGCGCCGUGGGCGGGCUGCCCUGGCUGUGCCCGCUGUGCCGGCGCUCGGAGAAGCCCCCUCUGGAACGAGUGCUCCCCCUGCUGGCCGCGCUGCAGCGCAUACGCGUGCGCCUGCCCGAGGGCGACGCCCUGCGCUACCUCAUCGAGCGCACGGUCCAAUGGCAGCACCGCGUGCAGCAGCUCCCCUCCCCCACCCCGCAGCGCACGCCCGUCAGGAAACACACACACACACACACCGCAGCCAACACGCCCAGCAGCGACGCCUCCGCACACGUGAGGCAUCUCUCUGGGAAGAGUCCAAGUCCAUCGUCUCCACCUCCUCCGGAGAAGAGCAGCUUCUUCAUCGAGCAGCCCUGCCUCCUCCUCAACGGCGUGAGUGCAGACGUGGAGGAGCUGCUGGUUGAGGGACUGCUCCUGCAGGUGACUCUUCCUGAGCUCCAGCAGCUCCUGCUCAUCCUGCAGACCCGCCUCUGCUCCUCCCCUUCAGCUAACCACACCUCCUCCAGCCACUGCGACCACCUCUACUACGCCUCCUUGGAGAAGAGCCCACCCCACUCCAAUACACAGGAUGUGAUGUCACGGAACAGGAAGGAGUCAGUGAGUGGUGGCGAGAAGCAAAACAAGCGGCGCUUGGAGAAGGAGGGCCCCGAGGUGAAGACACCACAGAAGAAGAAGCACAAAAUCCAGCAGCAGAAGAGCCGUGAGGAGCGCAGGGAGGAGAAGAGGAAGAGGAGGGAGGAGAGGAAGAGGGAGAAGAGGAGACAGGAAGAGCGGCGGAGAGAGGAGGAGAGGAAGGAGGCCAGGAGCACAGGCUCCUCCCCUCAGAGCUCGCUGGAGGCCUCUGGCUCGGACGACUCCGAGGACGAGUUCGCCCGCUGCGCCUCCACACACUGCCAACUGCCAGAGGGAGACGAGGUGAACUGGGUGCAGUGUGACGGCAGCUGUAACCAGUGGUUCCAUCAGGUCUGUGUGGGCGUGUCCGUGGAGGAGGCGGAGCGAGAAGACUACAUCUGCUCCAGCUGCGUCACCACCAACCGCUACGGCACGCCAUGAGGACCAAAAUACUCAAAACAGACUCACUUUUGGGUUUCAAGUGUGCCACUGAUGCCCUUUACCCCUCCCUCACUCUCUCAUUCACACACACACACACACACACACACACACACACACACUCACUCACACAGACACACAGACACACACACACACACAGCCCCUCUUCCCGUGCAUUGAUGAGUUCCUCCCCUAUGUUUCCCUCUGAGUCUGGGAUGGACUGUUAAGCAGAGCUCUGAAGUAUCACUGAUCUCUGUCACUUUUGUAUACUGGACCCUGAGUGUGGUGUGUGUGUGUGUGUUGGGAUGGAGACCUUGUGUGUCAGGUCUCGCCCUCCUGUAGGAGUGAGUGGUGCGGAGCGGAAUGGUGUUCCCUGUGGUGAACCCCGUCCAGCUCCCCAGCUAAGCCGUGCCAGGCCCCACGCCACGCCACGCUCUACCAACCUUUUUCACCAAACCACACAGAUGUGGCUGUAAAAUGCGAAAAGAAAUCUGAGUUAUUUUUCAACCCUCUGCUUUGGUACAUGUGUUUGAAAUAAUAUGAACUUUGUUCCUGAUGUAGCAUAGCUUUUAUUUAUCUUAGCAAUAACUGGACUGGAUGCUUUGGGUUCGGUAGCUAUGAAAGGGCAUUUGGGGCCUGCAGCUUUGUGAAGUAGAAGACAUUUGUACAGAUUUCUGAAAUGAGUUUUCCUGUAGGCCGCUGUAGCAGAGCGAGGGGACGUGUGCAUCUCCGAUGGGUUUUGUCUUUUCCUCUGUGGAAUAAAAAUGGUUUGCUUCCUCAUA
This is a messenger RNA of Clupea harengus (Atlantic herring), 5587 nucleotides long. RefSeq names its product lysine demethylase 5Ba (gene kdm5ba). Gene Ontology annotation, cellular component: nucleus; chromatin. Lineage: Eukaryota; Metazoa; Chordata; Actinopteri; Clupeiformes; Clupeidae. Gene Ontology annotation, molecular function: DNA binding; histone H3K4me/H3K4me2/H3K4me3 demethylase activity. Gene Ontology annotation, biological process: chromatin remodeling; regulation of DNA-templated transcription. The record is from RefSeq and is a predicted model, not a curated record.